AUGGCUUCCUCCCCCUCAAACACCACUCUCCCAUCUCUUCCAGAUCCACCCAUCGCCGUCCCCCUCGCUCUCCCAGCCCCACUCCCUCUCCCACCUUCCACUCGCCGCCUUCCUCCUCCUUGCUGGUCCCCCGACGAAACGCUAGCUCUCAUCGAUUCGUAUCGCGACAAAUGGUACUCCCUUGGCCGUGGAAACUUGAAGGCCACUCACUGGCAGGAAGUGGCUGACGCUGUUUCUCAUCGUUGCCCCAAUGCUUCUCCGGCAAAAACUCCGGUUCAAUGCCGGCAUAAGAUGGAGAAGCUGAGAAAGCGUUAUCGCACUGAGAUUCAACGUGCUCGCUCACUUCCUGUCACUCGAUUCAACUCCGCUUGGGUUCACUUUAAACUCAUGGAUUCCAUGGAGAAAGGUCCUUCUCAGGUUAAAUCUGAAAACAACGAUUCAGAUAGCGCCGAUGAUGAUGAUGAAGAAGAUCAAGAACAAGAUCUGUACAUGGAUAUCAAAAACGGUCACGGAUCUAACACUAGAAGCAUCAAUAAAUUAUAUAGGAACGGUUUCGUUGGCGGUAGCGGUGGUGGUGGUGUUGGCGGUGUUGGCGGUAGCGGUGGUGGUGGUGUUGGCGGUGUUGGCGGAGGGUUCAGAAUUAGGUUUCCGAAUGCACAACCUGAAUCAAGAUUUCCUCCUGAUCAGAAGUAUAACCCUAACCUGCAUCACAACUACGGGACUCCGACGCCGCCACCUCCGGUCACAAAUAAGGGUUUAGGUAACAAAAGAGAAAGAGAUCCAUUUGGAGAGGUUGUGUCUGCCAUCAAGGUAUUGGGAGACGGGUUUGUGAGGAUGGAGCAAAUGAAGAUGGAGAUGGCGAGGGAGAUUGAAGCUAUGCGGAUGGAUAUGGAAAUGAAGCGCACUGAGAUGAUUCUCGAAUCUCAGCGGCGAAUUGUGGAGGCAUUUGCCAAAGCUGUUUCCGAUGACAAUAACGGAAGUAACCACAAGAUGAAGCCUGUUAAUAAGAGAAUUCCCUCACCACAACAACAACCAUAA
Molecule: messenger RNA, 1038 nt
Organism: Vicia faba (fava bean)
Lineage: Eukaryota; Viridiplantae; Streptophyta; Magnoliopsida; Fabales; Fabaceae
Source: the annotation of a GenBank genome assembly